CAUCAUCAUCAUCAUCAUCAUCAUCAUCAUCAUCAUCAUCAUCAUCAUCAUCAUCAUCAUCAUCAUCAUCAUCAUCAUCAUCAUCAUCAUCAUCAUCAUCAUCAUCAUCAUCAUCAUCAUCAUCAUCAUCAUCAUCAUCUUCAUCAUCAUCAUCAUCAUCAUCAUCAUCAUCAUCAUCAUCAUCAUCAUCAUCAUCAUCAUCAUCAUCAUCAUCAUCAUCAUCAUCAUCAUCAUCAUCAUCAUCAUCAUCAUCAUCAUCAUCAUCAUCAUCAUCAUCAUCAUCAUCAUCAUCAUCAUCAUCAUCAUCAUCAUCAUCAUCAUCAUCAUCAUCAUCAUCAUCAUCAUCAUCAUCAUCAUCAUCAUCAGCAUCAUCAUCAUCAUCAUCAUCAUCAUCAUCAUCAUCAUCAUCAUCAUCAUCAUCAUCAUCAUCAUCAUCAUCAUCAUCAUCAUCAUCAUCAUCCAUCAUCAUCAUCAUCAUCAUCAUCAUCAUCAUCAUCAUCAUCAUCAUCAUCAUCAUCAUCAUCAUCAUCAUCAUCAUCAUCAUCAUCAUCAUCAUCAUCAUCAUCAUCAUCAUCAUCAUCAUCAUCAUCAUCAUCAUCAUCAUCAUCAUCAUCAUCAUCAUCAUCAUCAUCAUCAUCAUCAUCAUCAUCAUCAUCAUCAUCAUCAUCAUCAUCAUCAUCAUCAUCAUCAUCAUCAUCAUCAUCAUCAUCAUCAUCAUCAUCAUCAUCAUCAUCAUCAUCAUCAUCAUCAUCAUCAUCAUCAUCAUCAUCAUCAUCAUCAUCAUCAUCAUCAUCAUCAUCAUCAUCAUCAUCAUCAUCAUCAUCAUCAUCAUCAUCAUCAUCAUCAUCAUCAUCAUCAUCAUCAUCAUCAUCAUCAUCAUCAUCAUCAUCAUCAUCAUCAUCAUCAUCAUCAUCAUCAUCAUCAUCAUCAUCAUCAUCAUCAUCAUCAUCAUCAUCAUCAUCAUCAUCAUCAUCAUCAUCAUCAUCAUCAUCAUCAUCAUCAUCAUCAUCAUCAUCAUCAUCAUCAUCAUCAUCAUCAUCAUCAUCAUCAUCAUCAUCAUCAUCAUCAUCAUCAUCAUCAUCAUCAUCAUCAUCAUCAUCAUCAUCAUCAUCAUCAUCAUCAUCAUCAUCAUCAUCAUCAUCAUCAUCAUCAUCAUCAUCAUCAUCAUCAUCAUCAUCAUCAUCAUCAUCAUCAUCAUCAUCAUCAUCAUCAUCAUCAUCAUCAUCAUCAUCAUCAUCAUCAUCAUCAUCAUCAUCAUCAUCAUCAUCAUCAUCAUCAUCAUCAUCAUCAUCAUCAUCAUCAUCAUCAUCAUCAUCAUCAUCAUCAUCAUCAUCAUCAUCAUCAUCAUCAUCAUCAUCAUCAUCAUCAUCAUCAUCAUCAUCAUCAUCAUCAUCAUCAUCAUCAUCAUCAUCAUCAUCAUCAUCAUCAUCAUCAUCAUCAUCAUCAUCAUCAUCAUCAUCAUCAUCA
Aedes albopictus (Asian tiger mosquito) is the source of this 1467-nucleotide messenger RNA. RefSeq lists its product as uncharacterized. The annotation marks the transcript as partial. The transcript has a single exon. NCBI's taxonomy places the organism in Eukaryota, Metazoa, Arthropoda, Insecta, Diptera, Culicidae. The record is from RefSeq and is a predicted model, not a curated record.